Molecule: messenger RNA, 905 nt
Organism: Clunio marinus
Lineage: Eukaryota; Metazoa; Arthropoda; Insecta; Diptera; Chironomidae
Source: the annotation of a GenBank genome assembly
ACAGAACGAAGUUUUUUCAUACAGUCGAUUUAAAACAUUCAAAGUCUAAAUCCAACUUCUCAAAAUGGCACGAUUAUCAAUUAUUUUGGGGAUCUUCUUCAUUAUUUGUGUUUUCUCCAUCAUAACUCAUGUUAGAGGAGGAGGAGAUGGAGUGCCUGUAAAACUAGUGGAUUGUAGUGUUGAUCCAAAUGAACCUUGUGAUAGUUUCACUUGUCCACCUCCAUUUGUACAAAGCGAUCGUGGAGAUGGCUGUUGCUGCAAGUAAUCCAGCGAAGUGUUUGUUUCUUGACAUUAAUCAGAUUUUUAAUUCAAUUAUAAAUUUCCAAAUGUCAAAAGUAACAUCAAAAGAGGCAUUGAAAUAAAGAAAUUUCAAUGUUGAAUAUUUUUGCGGCCUUUUUUUUAUAAUUAAUAAUUAGAAUAACUUUAAAAAUUUAAAGAUAUCUUAAUGAACAUUAAACAUGUUAAAAGAAAGUGGUUGAUGACAGACAGAAAGUAGAUAGAGAAAUGUUUAUCAUCUCAUUUCUUUCGCUUGACUCGAUGCCAUUGACACGGCCCGUCAUUUUCAAUUAGGUUGCGAAAGAUAGAGAAGAAGAAAUAUUUACAUGAGUGCUUUUUAUAGCAUGGGCGACAGUAAAGAAAAUCAUUUUGUUGAUAGCCCAGAGCAUCCGAUUUCGUUUUUUUUAUUUGAUUUAAUGCUUGCGCUGUCUGUCAUUUUCUUUAUCUCCAUCCUGUUCAGUAACAACGUUUUAUUAUUUCUCUUAUUUCUUUUUUAAGUCUCGUCCCAGCUUCUCCUUCGUUAUUUACAUCAAGAUAACAUUUUAAAUCGCUCACUAUAAAAAGUGUUAAAUUUAUGUUCGUACAUUUCAUUUUAUGGAAAAUUAAUUAAAAGAUCUUUAAGAAAAGGC